AUGUUGGAAUCUAGCUACUUCAAGGGCGUUCCAAGAGAUGCAGAUUCUUAUCUGGAUAUUAAAUUAAUAGGAUUAAAUCCAGGGGAAUAUAUUACCCUGGACAAAUCCGUCCACUUUAAAGUUAUAAGAGGCAUUGUAUCCAUAAAUGGACAUCUUUAUAAAGGUUCUAUGAGUACUUAUCGCAAAUAUAUAAUUCCUCCAUGGAAUCCACCCGAGAGAGUUCUUUCUCUAUGUACAGAUGGGCAUUCAGAUUCACGGUGUGGAUGUGAUGAUAUACUGUGGAAUAACCUAUUUGGAGGUUCAUGUUGCUCUAUAACGGCAGAGUAUAAGGGUAAUAGAAAGGCUAUUAGAGAGAUGCUUGAAAUAACCGAGGAAAGUAGUGAGCCACAAAUGUCCAGUUUCGAUGCACAUCUAGCAGAAUAUUACGAGAAUGAAGAUUUCUCCACCAUAGUAUCAUUUAUAGCAUAUAAGAGUGCAUUUGGAAAGAUAAGUGUGACAUCGGCACUUGGUAUAAGGUUCCCAUUAAAGGUCAUCCCAAAGGAAUGGAACGAAACAGCCAAGGAUAUCCUAUUCGCAUGUAUUAAAGGGGAACGGGCUCCUGUUUUAAUGUUACAUGGUCCAAAAGGAUCGGGAAAAUCUACUGCGGCGAUUUACAUCAUAAAUUACCUCCUAAAUUAUUUGGGAAGUGUAGCACUUUUGGAUACAGAUAUAGGUCAGCCUAUAUCAUCUGCUCCGGGACUACUCACACUUACGCUAUUUGAAGAAAGUAUAACUGUGCCUCCACACACCCUAAUAAAUGAAAUAAAACCGAAAAUGUCAUGUUUAUUAGGGGAUGUCAAAGUAACUAACCUAUUUUUGAUCCUUCGUCACGUUCAUAGCUGCUUUAAAUUUUAUGAAAAACUUGUGGACUCAGACUUUACGAUUCCACUAAUUAUAAACACAUUCGGUUGGACAGACGGAAUUGGAGGCCACUUACUUGAGUGCAUAUGUGCAAUUACACAUGUAUCAAUGAUUCUAAAACUAGAAAAUGGUAAACAUAUAGAUCUUGAAGGUGGAUUUGAAAACCACGAACAUAUUGAACGAAUAUUGAAGGAUGUUCUAGAAAUUGAACAUGUAGAAGAGGUCCAUCCUGAUCUACCUCUUGAUACGACUCCAAUGUAUGCCGAUUUGGUGAACGAAAUGGGAGGAUCUUUACCGUGGAAAGGGGAUAAUUGCAGGAUUAUGAAUGGUCCUUCGUACACUCACAUCACAGGAGCAAUUGGUGAACUAAUGGAACGAUUUAUAAAGAGUGAAUUUUGUGAUUUCAAAACGUGGUCUUGUUUAGCACCGAGAAAACCAUUUGAAUGUAAUGCAUUUGAUUUGAGGUGGCUCAGGAUGUCCUCAUACUUAAAUCCUGCAUUUGGAGAUGCUAUUCACUUUCCACAGUUGCAACAUGAAGAAUUUUUUGGCUCCUUGGAAACGUUCAACUUUAAAACACACAUAAAAAGUUCAAAGAUGUUUGUGCCACCAAAACAGUUAAUUCUGCGUAAUGAUUUAUCAUUCGUAGUAAUGACUAGAGAUUAUGCCAUCAGGGAUAUUCAGGAACUUUGUCCUGUAAUCAGUGGAUCUAUUGUUGCUUUAUGUUCGGGAAGGUGUGACACUGUAUUCUCUAACAAGAUUUAUUGGAAAUGGAAGUUUAUAACAUUUGCCUAUGCUCAUUAUUUGGAUGCAAGCCUGGGAGAAGUUCUCAUUUCAUAUCCAGCGUUUCAAGAUGAACGUGAAUUAAAAUCUGCAAAGAUUAUUGUAAUAUGGUAA
Molecule: messenger RNA, 1794 nt
Organism: Theileria equi strain WA
Lineage: Eukaryota; Apicomplexa; Aconoidasida; Piroplasmida; Theileriidae
Exons: 3
Coding region: 1-1794 (597 amino acids)
Biological process (GO): cleavage in ITS2 between 5.8S rRNA and LSU-rRNA of tricistronic rRNA transcript (SSU-rRNA, 5.8S rRNA, LSU-rRNA)
Cellular component (GO): nucleus
Molecular function (GO): polynucleotide 5'-hydroxyl-kinase activity
Source: RefSeq, a predicted model, not a curated record